Messenger RNA from Meloidogyne enterolobii, 456 nucleotides. The record is from the annotation of a GenBank genome assembly. Lineage: Eukaryota; Metazoa; Nematoda; Chromadorea; Rhabditida; Meloidogynidae.
AUGAUGGCACAAAUACCAGAAGGGCUUCGUUGUAAUCUUUGUACACUCCGUUUAAGUGUAGAAUUGGAUGAACGAAUUCAACUAGUUAGUUGUGCCCAAGUUAGUGUAAAACCUGCAGAAAAAGGAGUAGAGGAGGUUGGAGGAGAGGAGGAAGCUGAGAAAGAAUGUAAAGAAAAUAAAGAAUGUUUAUUUGGAGGAAAUUGUUUGGAUGGAAAUUGUUUUUGUUUAAAUGGAAGGUUUGGAGAAUAUUGCAAAAAUGGUAAGGAAGGAUUGAAUAAAUUUAAUUUUCGGGGAUUUCUUUGCUCAAAAGAGGCGUUGUUUCCAGGGUUGACUCGUUUUCAAAAAAAUCGAGAAGUUCCGAUUUCAGCUUGUAUUAAACGUCCCACGGCUUCGGGUUCGACCGUACGUGUAAUUCUUUCGAUAUUCCAAAUAUAUAGAAAAAUCAAAAUCCAGUAA